AUUCAACCUCGUGCAGGGUCUCUGUGAAUCUGGCUCUUCUUCCUUUUUUCCAAAAGUUAAUUGUCGCCUGUUGAAAUCAUGGGCCAGACUCUGUCAGAGCCUGUUGUCGAUAAGACUUCCUCAGAAGGCCAAGAUGAGUGCUGUAUAUAUGGCGUCUCCGCCAUGCAGGGCUGGCGCAUCAGCAUGGAAGAUGCCCACGCUGCCGUUCUAGAUCUCCAAGCGAAACAAUCAGGCUCUAACGACCAACCGACCGAUCCCGACAGGCGCCUUGCUUUCUUCGGAGUAUACGAUGGCCACGGUGGAGACAAAGUUGCUCUGUUCGCGGGGGAGAAUGUCCAUAAGAUUGUCGCGAAGCAGGAGACCUUUUUAAAAGGCGAUAUUGAACAGGCCCUGAAGGAUGGAUUUCUCGCUACUGAUCGGGCUAUCCUAGAAGAUCCUAAGUAUGAGGAGGAAGUUUCCGGCUGCACUGCCGCUGUCAGUAUCAUCUCGAAGAAAAAGAUCUGGGUGGCAAAUGCUGGUGAUUCACGUUCCGUUUUGGGUGUCAAGGGUCGUGCAAAGCCUCUCUCGUUUGACCACAAGCCACAGAAUGAAGGCGAGAAGGCUCGUAUCAGCGCUGCGGGCGGCUUCGUCGACUUUGGCCGGGUUAAUGGCAACCUCGCCCUGUCGCGUGCCAUUGGAGAUUUUGAGUUUAAGAAGAGCCCUGAACUAUCGCCUGAACAGCAGAUCGUUACUGCCUACCCAGACGUUACAGUCCACGAGCUCACGGAGGACGAUGAAUUCUUAGUAAUCGCUUGCGAUGGAAUCUGGGAUUGCCAGUCUUCCCAAGCCGUGGUCGAAUUCGUUCGCCGCGGUAUCGCGGCCAAGCAGGAUCUCUAUCGGAUUUGUGAAAACAUGAUGGACAACUGUCUCGCUUCCAACAGUGAGACUGGUGGAGUUGGCUGUGACAACAUGACAAUGGUCAUUAUAGGUCUCCUCAAUGGAAAAACUAAGGAAGAGUGGUACAACCAGAUCGCGGAGCGGGUUGCUAACGGCGACGGCCCUUGUGCUCCGCCCGAAUACGCUGAAUUCCGAGGACCUGGAAUCCAUAACCAUUUUGAAGAGAACCCGGACGAGUACGAGAUCGACCACGAUCGCUCCCGCCCAUUCAACAAUGACGAGGAACUCUUUGACCAAACCGGGGAGGAGAAUCACCCAGACCAAGUGCAACGCCAGAAUACCGACACAGAAAGAAAUGACCGUGAAGGGACGCCUGGGCCUCAAUCCGCGGCUCCCCAGACGAACACGUCCGCUUCGGAUGGCUCAGAGCCUUCUAACACACCGCAGAAACCCGCCUCUUCGUAGCUUCGUCAUGAGAUUUACGCCUGAUUCCCUUCAUUUUGGUUCCUGAAACGACUCGUGAUUUCACGAUCCACACCCGCCGCCCCAUCUCCACGCCCGGUGCCGAAGCCUCACAAUUCUGCCCCCAUACGGUCGCUCAUUGAUUUUCUGUUUCUCACGAUUUGAAGGCGCAUUGGUGCUUGUGACCGCGAAGAUGCGAAAGAGACGGACCAUAUCAUCCCCUUCUAUCUCUUGUUUUAAUCCCAUCUUCUUACUUUUUACGAGCUCAUCCAGAUCAAAUCACCUUCGUGUUACUCCAGGAUGGAUAUCUUUGAGAAUUCGCCGAAUGGGUGGAGGCAUCUUCUUUCCCUGUCAUCUUUCUUCUCUAUGUUUGCACAUGCCGCAAGCGGCAGGCCUCACGAGAGUACGUUUGUUUCAUGUCUCGACAUAAGAUACCGCAACAACCACUAUUGACGAACUUUAUAACUUCCAUGAUUCCAUUCACGUUUGACAUUUUCCACAUUCCUCGCCUCCAGUUCGUCUUUACUCGAUAUGGCUCUUUCCGUUGUCCACGGCCGCCAGGAUUGUUCCUUUGCGGCCAGUUCACGAGCUCGCAGUGGCUUGGAGGGGUUAAGGGCAUAUUUACCAUCUUGCACUUCUGUCGGCGAAAGGAGUUCUAGGAACGUGAUGGGGGACUGUGGUUUCUCACCGUAUGCAGAUAGAAUCUGUUGUAAAUAUCUGGCCUCAUUCCUUGCUCUAAAUUUACCCGGAGCCUCU
Aspergillus nidulans FGSC A4 is the source of this 2094-nucleotide messenger RNA. RefSeq names its product PP2C family serine/threonine-protein phosphatase. Gene Ontology annotation, molecular function: cation binding; protein serine/threonine phosphatase activity; metal ion binding. The transcript is spliced from 8 exons. The record is from RefSeq and is a predicted model, not a curated record. Lineage: Eukaryota; Fungi; Ascomycota; Eurotiomycetes; Eurotiales; Aspergillaceae. The coding region runs from base 79 to 1341 and encodes 420 amino acids.